GAUCUGCAGGCUGAUCCCCGCUGGGAGGCUCUGGCUGGGUGUGUCGGGCCCGAGGUGUGUCCGCUGACUCACAGCCAGCAGGCGACAGACCCGGCAGCUCACAUUAACGUCGGCAGUCAGAGCACCGGCGGAGGCGCAGACACACAUCAAGCUUUCACUCUCACAAACCACCAACUUUUUUUUUUAUUCUUCCUUUUUUUUUUCUUCGGGAACCAAGAAGAAGUGCGUCAAAGGGGAAAGAAAGUGGGAACAAACUAAAAAAUAAAAAAUGGCGAAUGUUUUUAUUUUUAACAUCUGCCUAUUGUUGGUCGUGUCCGGUGUGGAGUCGUGCUACGUGCCGAGCUCCCUUCACGUCCUGGUGCCCAGAACCGUCCGGCGCGGACACGAGAUCUCCAAAGUUGACGUCUCCGACUGCGCCGAAUUUAUCACCAGCGAUCCGGACUUCACGGUAACGGCUCACGGGGAGAUCAAAGCCGCGGCUCAGGUAGCGGUGACGGCAGCGGGGCUCACAUUUUCUGUGUGGGCUCGGGAGAGAAAUGGGUCGACGAGUGAGAUGAAGGUCCACCUUGUGCUGGACACCCUGGAGGAGAGCCAUACUGGCCAAGGCUACCUGAAGCGCUCCAAAAGGCGCUGGAGUCCUCCACCCUUCAAUAUACUGGAAAAUGAUAAGGGACCUUAUCCGAAGGACAUUGAAGUGAUCGUGUCAGAUUCAGACAUCAAGCACAACGUUUACUACACCUGCAGCGGACCUGGAGUCAAUGAGUUUCCAGCGGGAGUGUUCUCUCUCCACCGUGAGACCGGGAUGUUGACUGUGCACAAAGCAGUGGAUCGUGAGGAGUUUCCGCUCUUCAGAAUCGUGGUCAGUGUUUUUGACCAACACACACGUCAGCCGACAGACCUGCCUCUGCCCAUCGAAAUCAAGGUCGACGAUGUGAACGACAACGCUCCACAAUUCUCAGGCCCGCUACAGUUUGUUGUGCAGGAGCGAUGCAGCAAAGGGACCCAGGUGGGGCAGGUGAUCGCCACGGACAGAGACGAACCAGGAUCCCGCCAUGUUUUGAUCAAGUACGCCCUCUUGACUGGACUAGACCUGUUUACUAUUGAUGGAGCCACAGGUGUUAUCAGCACAGCAACUCACACCCUGGACAGAGAGGUACAAGCCCAGCAUUUGGUGACUGUUCAAAUCAAAGACUUGGGCGGCGACCCACAUUGUCUGUCCAGCACCGCGACAGCAACGAUUCAACUGACCGACAUCAACGACAACCCGCCAACUUUCACGAAAUCAUCCUAUGACGUCAGCGUGCCGGAAAAUGAAAGCGAAAAACUUAUCCUUCGAAUUCCCGUCGAAGAUAAAGAUUUGAAGAACACGCCCAACUGGAUUUCAAAGUUUGUCAUCACUAAAGGGAACGAAAAUGGAAACUUCAGGAUUGAUACUGACCCCAAGACAAAUGACGGGCUUCUGUACGUCGUAAAGCCCUUGGAUUAUGAAGCAAACAAAAAUGUAAAGCUCGAGAUCACGGCAAAAAAUCAAGCUGAGCUGAACGGCACCGACGCCCAGUGGAUGUCCAUCCCCGUGAAUGUCGCCGUCACCGACGUGGACGAAGGCCCACAGUUCAGCGCUCCCACCGUCCGCUUCCUUGUCAAAGAGAACACACCAAAUGGCACAGUGAUAGGAACUUACAAAGCUGUGGAUCCCGAGACCAAGAGCAGCGAGGGCAUCAAGUAUUACAAGACCUCAGACCCAGCCUCGUGGAUCACUGUCGACAAAAACACCGGAGAACUGAGGGUCGCCAACACAAUUGACAGAGAGUCGCAGUUCGUCAAGGACGGCCUUUACAACAUCACCGUGAAGGCAGUCGAUGCUAACUCCAAGACGGGAACGGGAACCGUCAUCCUUCAGGUGGAAGACGUCAACGACAACGUGCCGGAGCUCCCCACCGACGACCUGGUGCUGUGCGAGGUGGAAGGGAAGCUGGGCUCCGUCGUGGUUAACGCCGUAGACAAGGACAAUGCUCCCCUCUCUUCCCCUUUCAGCUUUGCCUUGCCUCCUGACAACGAUGGCAAAUGGUCUGUGACCAACCUGAAUGACACAGCCGGCACGUUGCAGCAGAUGAAAGAGCUUCCUACGGGGAUAUACAAAGUCCCCAUGAAGGUUACAGAUCUGCAGGGUUUCGGUCGGGACCAGACGGUGAACGUAAGGAUCUGCCAGUGCAGGAAUGGAGUGUGCUUGGCCAAGGAUCGCUCUGUGACAUUAGGGGGAAUGGGCAUACUGGCUUUGCUGCUGCCUCUGGCCCUCCUCCUCCUGCUGCUUCUACUCCUCGCAUUUUUCUGCCUGACAAAGAUGGAGAAAGUGCAGAUGGAAGAUGGCGGAGACAGUGGAGGAAUCCUGCUCAAAUCAAACACAGAGGCCCCCGGGGACGAAGUGGACUCCAGUCUCAUUGUCCCGCCUUUCGAACCGGCAGCAAAGGGCGACAUUAAGGGCAACAUGCUGAAUGCAGCGUGGCCGGGGAACAAGAGCUCGAGCACGAUCGGAGCCAACAGCGUGCACGACGCCGGGAUUUACAAGGGCGGCAUCUCCACAACUAAUAUGCAAGAGUUCUACUCUGGCCAGUACGACAGCCAGUACGACGCUCAGUACGGAGGUCAGCUGCUCGGUAGCGCCGUCAACUUUGACAACAGACAAGUUGUCCAGGACCCAGCCUUCGUGCACACCUGGCAAACAAACGGCCGCUACCUACAGCAGAAGCUGGGAUAUCUGGGAACGGCGGAGGACGAGCGGUUCGCAGACGACAUCGUCCACUCAUACAGGUACGAGGGGGCGGGCUCUGCUGCCGGCUCCGUGGGAUGCUGCAGUGACAAUGGCGACACAGAUAACCUCGACUUUCUAAACACACUCGGGCCAAAGUUCAAAACUCUAGCGGACGUCUGCAGAAAGUCGUGAACAGUGACCCUCCAGAAUAAUAGUGUUUACUUUUCGUUGUACAGGAUGUAGAGGCCUCUGAUGUGAGUGCUCGGUAAGCCCCUGAGCAUGAGUGAGAAAAAGAACUAGCGGGUGUUGGGAGUGCGCUUGUGUGCACUGCCUGGUUGUCGCUUUGUGUUUGUUGUAUUUUCUUUGCUGCUUUUUGGUAAAAGUCUUUUGCACUGAAAACUAUGCGGAUGCAGUUAGUUGUGUACAUACUGUGUGUGUUGUGUAUCCCUGUGUUUUAAUAUGUCGUUUUGCAGCUUCAUACAGGUUUCGUGAUGGGCUGAGGGUUUUGUUUUUUUAUCAGUUGGUAAUUUUGGGUAUGUUUUUUUAAAAUCAUUUCUAAUCCACAGUAAAUAACCCAGUUUUGCAAUCAUGUGGCUGAUUUAGUUUCUAAACAAAAGUGUUUACAGUUUUUAAAAAUAUAUUUGUAAAAAAUUAUGAAUUAAAUAAGACUAAUACAACUGCCUCGAACAUAUUUCACACGACAACAUUUCCUUUAAAAAGACAUGCCUAUUAUUACCACCAGUCUUAAACAACAGCGCUGAUUGACUUGUAGCGGUUUUCCAAACCGCACAUUUCUUGUCUUUGCAAACACAUUCCAAUGCAGCUCCUGACCGGCAACUGGGCGUAGUUUCAUCCCUCUGUCACCGAGGUUAUUGCGACAUUCUGACAGUAAUCCUGUGAAAGUCAGCACAAGGGCGUGAACGGGAGGGGUGAGGUGUUACUGACUCUGCCUGCAACUGUCUGAAUACAAUUCUGGCUUGAUGUGAGCGAAGCCUAAUGAUUCAGAAAGAUGCCAAUGAACUUGCUAAUGAAAAGGGAUCUUAAGGUUCCCACAUGUGUAUAAUAGGCUGUUGAAGUUGUAAUUAUGCAUGAACAGUACAAGACUGUUUCUAUUGUUGAAUCUUUUUCUACUGUAGCAGAUGUAGUUUUGUCUUAAGUUUAAUUUAAAGGACUUAUAAUUUCAAAAGAAUACGUUUUGCUGUUGAACAUGAGCUGUUCCGCCGAGAAGCACUUUGCUUCCAGCUCAGACCUCGUGUUACAGCAUGCUUUGUGUAAAUGAACAUUACGUUGUAAAAUAAACCAACCGACCAACAAAA
Messenger RNA from Stegastes partitus (bicolor damselfish), 4065 nucleotides. RefSeq names its product desmocollin 2 like (gene dsc2l). Gene Ontology annotation, biological process: multicellular organism development; homophilic cell-cell adhesion; cell migration. Gene Ontology annotation, molecular function: calcium ion binding; cadherin binding; beta-catenin binding. The transcript is spliced from 16 exons. The record is from RefSeq and is a predicted model, not a curated record. Gene Ontology annotation, cellular component: catenin complex; plasma membrane; adherens junction. The coding region runs from base 269 to 2941 and encodes 890 amino acids. Lineage: Eukaryota; Metazoa; Chordata; Actinopteri; Pomacentridae.